Ipomoea nil (Japanese morning glory) is the source of this 2718-nucleotide messenger RNA. RefSeq names its product G-type lectin S-receptor-like serine/threonine-protein kinase At1g11410. The coding region runs from base 7 to 2511 and encodes 834 amino acids. Lineage: Eukaryota; Viridiplantae; Streptophyta; Magnoliopsida; Solanales; Convolvulaceae. The transcript is spliced from 7 exons. Gene Ontology annotation, molecular function: ATP binding; protein serine/threonine kinase activity. Gene Ontology annotation, biological process: protein phosphorylation; recognition of pollen. The record is from RefSeq and is a predicted model, not a curated record.
UUAAACAUGGGAAGACAAACUAGCAUGUUCACUAGAAUCAUCGUCUUGACGAUGAUGUUUCUUUCAUUUCGGGUAUGUUUGUGCAGUUCCACAGACACAAUUACCUUCGACCAACCUCUCAAAGACGGGGAUUUAUUAAUCUCCAAUGCAAAAUCUUUUGCUCUCGGCUUCUUCACCCCCGGGAAGAAUUCCACCGGCGGCAAGCGAUACGUCGGAAUUUGGUACCGAAAAAUACCAGACCAAUUGGUUGUUUGGGUUGCUAACCGGAACAACCCCGUCAACGGUACAUCCGGAAUCCUCUUCAUCGACAGCACCGGAAAUCUUGUCAUCCAAGACAACAAAACCAAUGUUUCUGUCUGGAGCACAAGUCUUUCUUUUCCGACCACGGGGAUAAACCUAAAAGCUUAUUCUGCUAAGCUACAAGAAACUGGGAAUCUGGUUCUGUAUCAUGACCACCCGGAUAGCCGGGCCACUCCAUGGCAGAGUUUCGAUUAUCCCACAAAUACAAUACUCCCGAACAUGAAAAUCGGAGUGGACAAGAAAACUGGCCUGGAGCGGUUUGUUACGUCGUGGAAGUCGCCGGACGAUCCUAGCCCCGGCGAGUAUGUACUGAGAUGGGAGCUGAAAGGGAUGCCUCAGUCAAUUGUGUACAAGGACAAAACCCAGCCGGUGUGGAGAAUUGGGUCAUGGAAUGGAGUUAGAUGGAGCGGCAUUCCCGAAAUGACUUCAAACAUCAACUCCUACAUCUACAUCGAAAACCAGGACGAGGUCUCCAUGCAGUUCUUGACAAUGGACCCGUCUGUAUAUACAAUAGUAAUGGUAAACGAAUCCGGGGCUUUCAGUAAGAUCAUAUGGCAAGGAGAUGAUGAAAUGAAGAGAUGGGUCGGGAUUUGGUACUUCCCCCAAGACAACUGUGACUUUUAUGCUCACUGUGGUUCUUUCAGCGUUUGCAAUGCCCAAAAUCUGGAGGGAUUUCCCUGCAAAUGUCUCCCUGGGUUUAAGCCCAAGUCAAGCAAGGAAUGGGGAAUGGGAGACGGAAGAAAUGGGUGCCAGAGGAAUAACACAGAGGUGUGCCAUAACGGUGAGGGGUUCGCGAGACUGGAGAGCAUGAAGAUCCCAGACACUGAGACGGCGGAGGUGAACAGAGGGAUAGGGUUGGAAGAAUGCAAGGAGCGUUGUUUGAACAACUGUUCAUGCACGGCGUAUGCAAGCUCGAAUAUUAGCUAUGGAGGAAGUGGAUGCAUCACUUGGUAUGGAGAGUUGAUAGAUAUGAGGGAGUUCACCAAAGGAGGCCAAGAUAUGUAUAUUCGAGUCUCUGCAUCUGAUUUAGCUCAACCUGUAAAGAAAUCUAAAGGGCUUGGUGAGAAAAGGCUCACGGCCACUGUGAUUGUGCCCAUUGCUGCAGUCAUUCUUGUGCUCUUUUGUUUUAUACUGAAAAUCAGAGAAGGUAAAAAACCACCAAGUAAUACCACAAGUAGUUUGUUAUCCGACGAAGGAACCGCAGAUGUGUUAACCUUUGAUUUCAACACCAUUGAAGCUGCCACUGAUAACUUCUCUGAAGAUAAUAAACUCGGAGAAGGCGGAUUUGGUUCUGUUUACAAGGGUAAGUUGCAAAAUGGACAACUUUUAGCUGUCAAAAGACUCACAAGAACUUCACUUCAAGGGAUAGUAGAAUUCAAAAAUGAAGUAAUGCUAAUAGCGAAACUCCAACACAGAAAUCUUGUGAGGCUUUUAGGAUGUUGCGUUCAACAAGGGGAAAAGAUGUUGGUGUAUGAGUACUUGCCUAACAAAAGCCUCGACAGUUUCAUCUUCGAUAAUAGAGAGGGGAUGUCUUUGGAUUGGAGAAAGCGUUUUGAAAUUAUCUCGGGAAUUGCUCAAGGGAUAUUAUAUCUUCAUCAAGAUUCUAGAUUAAAAAUCAUUCACAGGGAUUUAAAAGCUAGCAAUGUUUUGUUAGAUGCCUCCAUGCAACCAAAAAUAUCGGAUUUCGGAAUGACUAGAAUUUUUAAAGAAGAACAGGUUGAAGCAAACACAAAUCGAGUAGUUGGAACAUAUGGUUAUAUGUCACCGGAAUAUGCAAUGGAGGGUCACUUUUCUAUAAAAUCAGAUGUAUUCAGUUUCGGUGUUUUGAUGUUGGAAAUUGUUUGUGGGAAGAAGAACAAAUACAAGCGCAACGAAAACUCUUUGAAUUUAAUUGGAGAUGUAUGGGAUUUAUGGAAUGAAGAAAGAUCAAUGGAAAUAGUGGAUUCAUCAUUAGGGGAUUCGGAUGAUGGUCGAGAAGUUUUGAGGUGUAUCCAUGUCGGUCUAUUGUGUGUUCAACUAUAUCCAGAUGACAGACCAAUCAUGUCAGAAGUGAUUUUCAUGUUAAGUAAUAAUAUUGAACUCGCUCGUCCUAAACCACCAGGAUUUAUAUUCAAUCAAGAGAAUACACAUGCUCCAUUCUCAUAUUCUACAAGUAACGGUGGAAAUCAAUCAAUUAAUACUAUGUCAAUUACUGAACUCGUAGGUCGUUAAACAAUCCUUAUACCAUGGACCAGGGUCCACAGUGCAGUGUGAACCCUGGUGCAUGUGUAUGUCUCUAAAUAUUGUGAAUUUUAUUUCUUGUGUUAUGAAAUCUGUAUUUUAUGAGUAUGAAUUCCGUACUUGAAACAAAUUAGUAAUUAUGUAUUAUGUUAUGAAUUUUUGUGUCUUGUGUUGUGAAAUUCAAACCUAUGAACAUAA